AUGGUCGAUCUCAGUCUUUCUACGCUCUCGUCGGACUCGAUGGUAGAGAUAAAGCAGGACCCUGGACCUUCACAACGCUCGCCGCCUCCGGGCGAGGACGAGGCGAAAUACCGCCUUGUGUAUGCCAAAUCCAAGGUUUACGUCAACCCAACUGCCUACGCUCGUGACAACAUACCUGGCUUUGUCUCUAUCGUUAAACGCGAAGCAUUCACAUCGUCGUACAUCCUGUCGUGGAUCCCCGAGACCUUGUUGAAUGAGAAGGGGCCGGACGAAUGGGAGAAAUUUACUCGUACCGAGGAGAAACCGAUACUGGACGCCGAGGACGACGACGCCGUCCUGAUUGACAUGCCAACCUCUCGGCCCGAGUCCUAUGCCUUCUCUGUGCCAAUCACAUCUAUAUACUCGUUGAUUGUGCACCCGCCUUCGCUUUCGUCAUGGUACGGAUCCAUAAACAUCAAUCUCAUCAGCGGGUCGACAUUACCGACUCUGUACUUUCACGAUGACGAGUCGCGCUCCUUCUCUAUGCCCCAGCCGUCCACACCAUCGACAAGCCGCGCUAAUCAGCCGCCUUCUUACCCACCGCCACCGCUGAGCUCGCCCCAGGCAUCUGCUGGGAGGCCAACGACAUCAUGGGGUGGCGAGGAUCUUCUCUCGCGUUUACGCACGUAUGCGCAUCUAUUGAGGUCGACGCUUGAUCCGACGCUCUACCUUGUCGACCCAUCGAAGGCGGACAUCGAGACGCACAGCACACAACUAUUCUCCGACGACGCUGUCGACGCCAUCCUUGCACGUUCUUCAUACUCCAACUCGUACUCUCCCGUACCCGCACACCGUCGCCCACGUCCUCUUUCCUCAACACCCGGAGCCUCCCCGAAUCCAUACUCACAGUAUUCAUCCAUUCUCCAUCGCUCGCUGCCACAACAUCAAAAUGGACAGCCACCGAGUCAAGCGCGGACCGCACUGCUGCAAAGCUUUGCGAAUAUCACCCGCGCUACGAAACACGCCGCGCAGCAUAUUCUCUCGCAUCCGUUGGCGCGACCUAUAGUGCCACACCUACCAGAUCCUGUCAAAUCGCUUGUCAACGCCUCCGGAGACCUCGACUGGGGUUCGUGGGUUGAAAAGGGUGGUGUUGGAGAGUUCGAGGCGGCUCGGGUCUAUCUUGCCCGCUGGGCCCGUAUCGUGGCCGAGGAAGGCGAGCGUGCGAGAAGGAGUGAGGCGCGGGCGUUACCUAGCGAGGGUACAAACGCGAAUGAGGAGACAUCGGAACUCGGCAUCUUCGAACUCCUACAUUCGACUGCCAAUCUCCCGACACCGAAGACGACGCGAGAUCCGAAACAUGCUAUUGAUCUGCAGACAUUCGAGGCUUGGUUCGAUGAGACCGGACGACCAAAGAUUACGCAUGACAAGCUGCGUGAGGAGAUCUUCAAGCAUGGCAUCAGUGACUAUGGUUCAACAAGGAGACGAAUAUGGCCAUACCUGCUUGGCGUGUAUGAGUGGGAUGUGACAGAGGACGAAAGAAAGACAAAGUGGGCGGAGAAAACGGAACUCUAUCAUAAUACCGAGGCGGAAUGGUUUGGGAAGCCUGAAGUCUUUGAUAGACCAGACAUUCUGGAGGAACGCCAUCGGAUUGACGUCGACUGCCGCCGUACCGACCGCAAUCAGCCGCUUUUUGCAUCGGUGAGCGCCAGCGUGUCCAAGACCUCCGACCCUGAGAAGCGCGAACACCGGCGACUAGCAUCCAUUGCGCCGAGUACGAACGAGAUCGGCGCUCAGUCUCCCAGCAAUGAGCACAUAGAUCGGCUCGGGAGCAUCCUUCUCACCUAUAACUUCUUCGAAAAGAAGCUAGGUUAUGUUCAGGGCAUGUCUGAUCUUUGCGCUCCCAUAUACGUUGUGAUGGGAUCGGACGAGCCCCUUACGUUCUGGUGCUUUGUCGAGGUCAUGAACCGAAUGAAGCAGAACUUCCUUCGGGAUCAAAGUGGCAUGCGUUCUCAGCUCUCCACUCUCCAGCAACUAAUUGAGAUGAUGGACCCGGAGCUCUACCGUCACCUUGAGAAAACUGAUGGCCUAAACUUGUUCUUCUGUUUCCGCUGGAUCCUCAUCGCGUUCAAGCGGGAAUUCCCAUUCGAGGAUGUCUUGCGACUAUGGGAAGUUCUAUGGACGGACCGCUACAGCGUUCAUUUCGUAUUGUUCGUCGCGCUUGCAGUACUCGAGUCUCACCGGGACGUCAUCCUAAGAUAUCUCGUCGAGUUUGAUGAGAUCCUGAAGUAUUGCAAUGAGCUCAGCAAUACCAUCGAACUCGACACGACACUGGCGCAGGCUGAAGUCCUUUUCCUCUCCUUCAAACAACUUGUCGAAGAUAUGGACAAUAAACGGAGCGAGAUAUCCGGCUCCGGAGACGGUCUGAGGUUGCGUCGCGCCACUGAUGGCGCCGAGCAGAGGGUCUCCAGCAUUCCUGAGCUCAGCUCAGAGCUCAGAGAGCUACUUGUCCGGGAGCGAGUGGCCCUAGAGAUUUCAUAG
Peniophora sp. CBMAI 1063 is the source of this 2517-nucleotide messenger RNA. NCBI's taxonomy places the organism in Eukaryota, Fungi, Basidiomycota, Agaricomycetes, Russulales, Peniophoraceae. The record is from the annotation of a GenBank genome assembly.